This is a messenger RNA of Chrysoperla carnea, 1293 nucleotides long. It is a transcript of the gene mRpL38, whose product is annotated as 39S ribosomal protein L38, mitochondrial. The record is from RefSeq and is a predicted model, not a curated record. NCBI's taxonomy places the organism in Eukaryota, Metazoa, Arthropoda, Insecta, Neuroptera, Chrysopidae. The coding region runs from base 52 to 1254 and encodes 400 amino acids. The transcript is spliced from 6 exons. Gene Ontology annotation, cellular component: mitochondrial large ribosomal subunit.
UAGAAAAUCACAUGGAAAGAAAACAUAUUUAUAACCUCAAGAAAUGUCAAAAUGGCAUUUCAUUUAAGAAAAUUAUUAUCUUCCGAAUUAUACAAUUGUAGUCAAUUUAUUAGCGUUCGUCAUGGUCAUCAUUUAAGAGGAAAACCACCUGGUGUAGCUAGAAGUUUACAGCAGCGAUUAGAAGAAUUAAAUAAGAAAGAUCCAGAAUUAUCGUUACGUGUGGAUAUUGGAUUCCCUCAAAAAUCCGUAUCACGAUCAGAGGAAUUAGCGAAGAGAAUCAGUCAUGCAAAAGAACAAAGAAAAAAUCCAGAACUUGAAAAAUUGGCGAGAAGCAAACAACUAAAAGUUAAUUUGGAUGAUGUUAAUGCCGAAUGGUUACAGACAUCCGGACCUUACCAAAUACGACGAAUAGCCGAACAUUACGGCGUUUUUGAGCAUUUAUUCGGUGAAGCUUAUUUCACUCCCAGAACAAUUUUAAAUAUUACCUAUCCUGUAUCAGACGAUGAAGUUUUACCUGUUUAUUAUGGAAAUUUAUUAAAACCAGCUGAUACUAAAAAUGUACCGAGUGUAGAAUUUGAGAGCGAACCAAAUACUUUGUGGACAUUGAUAUUAACAAAUCCAGAUGGACAUUUUACUAAACAAAACGCUGAAUAUUGUCACUGGUUUGUUGGAAAUAUUCCUGAUGGAGAUGUAUCAAAAGGUGAAACGAUAUUCGAAUAUUUACAACCAUUUCCACCACGAGGAACAGGAUUUCAUCGUUUCAUUUUCAUUUUAUACAAACAAGACAAGAAAAUUGAUUAUUCAAGUCUGAAAAAAUCUGGACCAUGCUUAAAUUUGGAAGACAGAACGUUUUUAACUCUAGAGUUUUAUCGGGAACGCCAAGAUUUUAUGACACCAAGUGGAUUAGCAUUCUUCCAAGCAGAUUGGGAUAAUUCAUUAAUCGAUUUCUAUCAUAAAACAUUAAAUAUGCGUGAACCUUCAUUCGAAUAUGAUUUCCCUCCACCAUACAUACGACCACAAGAAUGGUUUCCUCUACGUAAACCGUUUAAUAUAUAUAUGGAUAAAUACAGAGAUCCGAAAAAAAUUACCGAAGAAUUAUUUCUUAAGAAAUUAAAGAAAACAAAUCCAUUUAAAGGUUCAGAACCACCUUUACCGUUUCCAAAUGCAGAGCCCUUGGAUAAAAGAAUACCGUCUUGGUUAAAAACUGAAAUUCGGAAACAACGUUUGGGAUGGGGUCGAAUUAAUGAUGUAUAAUUAUGAAAUGUUUUUAUAAAUAAAGUAGAUAUUAAGAUA